AUGGUCGUCCCUAAAGAAGACUACACCUAUAUCAUGCCAGAUAAUCAGGAAGAAAUUGAUAGACUGCGCAAUCAGCAUGAGUGGGUUAAGGGAAGCACGGGUGGUGUGUUGCUCUUUGCUCCUCUCGAGCACAAGGGCCUGCCGUUGAAGGUAUUGGAUUCUGCGACCGCCGAUGGUCUUUGGUGUCUCGAUGUUGCACGUGAACUUCCUCAAGCAUCUUUUGUUGGAUUUGAUAUUGCCGACCAUUUGUUCCCAUCUGCCGAGCGGUUGCCCCAAAACUUGGACUUGAAACUCGUCAAAGCAGACCUCAUGGACGACUUUCCCUCAGCUUGGAAUGAUUGUUUUGAUCUCGUCCACCAGCGUUUUAUCUGGGCGUCUCUCCCUAAUCCCGCGCAAGCCCUGGAACAUCUGAUCAAAGCAACGAAGCGUGGUGGGUGGGUUCAGUUGGUAGACGUCGACUUGGUGUCAUAUCCAGAAUCGCAGCAUCAGCCGCACGCUUUCUCGACAUUGCGCAAGUUGGCUCGUGCGUUAUUUGCAGAUCCGACAGCUGCAGGAAAACAAGCGCAGUGGCUGAAAGAUUCAGGUUUGGUAAACGUAGAUCACACUGUAUUCGACAUCGCGGCAGGUUCAGGUCAUAAAGACCCUGAAUUGGGGCUAAAAGGAAGCAAGAACAUCCGGGAAGUCAUGGAAAUGUUUAUGCAAGCCUACGUUCAACAUCACGGAGAUAGACUUGGCCUGGAGACGAACGAGUGGGAAGACCUGCCGUCAGAGAUUACGAAGGAGAUGGAGACAUGCCAUCUGACAGUACGGAUUCAUGUUGCAUGGGGGCAAAAGUCACUGAACUAG
Bipolaris victoriae FI3 is the source of this 846-nucleotide messenger RNA. RefSeq lists its product as hypothetical. The record is from RefSeq and is a predicted model, not a curated record. NCBI's taxonomy places the organism in Eukaryota, Fungi, Ascomycota, Dothideomycetes, Pleosporales, Pleosporaceae. The coding region runs from base 1 to 846 and encodes 281 amino acids. Gene Ontology annotation, molecular function: methyltransferase activity. The transcript has 4 exons.